This is a messenger RNA of Linum trigynum, 3026 nucleotides long. The record is from the annotation of a GenBank genome assembly. Lineage: Eukaryota; Viridiplantae; Streptophyta; Magnoliopsida; Malpighiales; Linaceae.
CACCAUAUAUGUAUCAAACAAUUAUUUAUGAUUUAGUUAGACAUUUGCUUUUGAAUUGUGUUCUUCGUCAAGACCGUUUAGUAUCAUUAGCUUGAGUUGUUAGGAAAGAUUUAAUAAUGAAUCUUAUACUAUUAGUAUUUACUAACACUUUCAUGUUUACUACAACCAACUUAUGCGUGCUUAAAGUUUACGUAAAUUCGAAUAUCAUGUGUUUAACAAAUGGGGUUCCAAAUAUUCGUACAAAUGAUAUCUCGGUCAACCAUUCUCAAUUAGAAGUGCCCUAAAUUUCAUUCUCAAUUAACUAUUAUACUAAUUUACUCAUUCUCGUCCUUAGAAAAUAACUGUUACAAUCUCCCUACCCCUUAUUGAAAUAAAAUUAUUUUUACAAAUGAGUUAUGAUUUGGUGGAAUUUUGUUGUAGAUAUUGAAUACAUACAUCUUCAAUUUUGGGCGAAUCAUAUACAUCAUUAUCAUUUGUACAUAGCUCGUUAUAAAUACAUUGAAUAUGUCAAUGCUAAUUAUAAAUCAUACAUCAAAUAUUUCAAAGGUCAACCAAUUUCAUUUAAAUACGUAUUAUUUUUCAUAUCCGAUUAACUAUUGUACCUAAUUGGUCAUAUUCUAACCCGAGCCAGGGACCCACCCUCUAACUCUCUCCCUCCGCCCCAGACCUGAUAUUUAGAAAAAACAAUAAUUUGUAGUGCUACCACUGUGAAACAAAACUCGUCAAUUUUCACUUUAGACCAGCAACAUGCACCCUAGGAUAGAAGCAAUUGCGUUAUAUAAUAAUAAUGUACACUUUCUUACUUUAAAUAGUAAUUAGUUAAUACCUAAUUCCAAAAUUCACAAUACAUUUACAUGUUGUAUUCAAAAUCCUUGAGAAUUUGUGUAGCUCCGCCCCUCAUUAUUGAGCUAAGGUAAUAAUUUUGAUUAAGAAUACUAAGAUAAAUAUUAUCAAUCGGGACAUUGAUGUGAUGCUAAUCUAAUCUUAGCCGAACAGCAUAUCAUGAGUAGCUAGGUUGAGGUUGACGAUAUUUCACCGAUCAAUACAGACUUUUCUUACGUAUGAUUGAUUGAGGAUACUGUUGUUAAUUAGACUUUUUACUUUUUUAGACAAUUUUUAAAAUCUUUUGGUCCAGCCCCCAAUGUGACAAAGGUAGAAACGCCAAGGAAUGAACUUUGUCGUAUUAAUUCAAAACGACAAAGACAUCCUUAUAAUUAGUCGGGGGUGGGGUGGGGGGCGGGCUGUGGAUCGACGGGAGAAAGCAAAACGACACAUGGACCCGGCUGUUGGAUGGUGCACGCGUGGGCCCAUUCUCAUCGGGCCGGGCCGGCUUUGUUGAUCCGCGGCUACGUGCCUCCAAUAGUCGUAACUUUCACAAAGUAACAGCUUUUGUUUUCUUGUGCUUGAGAGUAAAACGGCAGCCUGCUGGAAUCAAAUCUACGCACGUUCCCCCACAUGCACUUCCAAACCUCGUCUUCCGUCUGCAAAUUUGCUUGCUGAUUUGAUAAUAAGUUACUAAUAAGAUUAAUUAAUAUACUUAAAGAUAGCAUAAACUUAGGAUCAUUGACCAUGCUAUCGCCAAACUUAGGAUCAUUGAAAAAUUAAAAUUAAAAUGAAGUUAGAGAAAUCCACCCAAAUUCUCCUUCCAUCACCCAUCGAUGGUUAUGGCUGUUGUUGCCAUUCUUUGGAGGAUCUGGAGAUCUCGGAAUUGGGUGGUCUUUGAAGGCAAGCAAUUUGAGAUCCCGACACUCAUGCGGCAGUUUUACCAGCAGUAUGAGGAAUGGAUGGGUCUUCCGGCGGAUCAGGCGCCUAGGGUUCUUAUCCCAAUAAUGCCCUCAACAGCGCAUUUGGAUGAUUCCCAGUGGGUUUGCAUGUGGGACGGGGCUACUAAGGGUGGGUCUCAUUCGGCGGGUGGGAUGGUUCUUUUUGACCCAGCUCGGACACUCUUUCUGGCUAGAGGGGUCCAGUUUGCUCAAAUUGAUGAUCCCGCUGUGGUGGAAUUGCUGGUGCUUAGGGAAGCUAUUAUUUGGUGUAUGGAGCAAGUAUUGUCGGAGGUCCGAUUUGAGGGCGAUGCGAAGGUGAUUAUCGACAAAAUUAAUCAGGCCAACACAAAUGAUAGCUGGUUGAGUGCUGUUCUUGAAGAGAUUGUUCAAUAUUUCCGUGCUCAGCCUGGCUUUAGAGUGCGUUUUGUACAUCGGGAGAACAAUAGGGUAGCUAAUUUGGUAGCUAGGAAAGCCCUCUCUUUGUACCCGACUAUGAGUCGCUUUUUUGAUUUCCAGACCUGGCUGGCUUCCAGGGUGUAACUACCUUCUGAUUUGAUCAAUAUAUGAUAUCUUUUGACAAAAAAAAAACACUGAAUCGUCCUAGCACUGUCCAGAUCUCUAGUGUCAUUGGUUUGGUUUCAUAAAUUUUAUAAUUAUUUAAAAAAUAAUAAUUUGAAGCGAGAUUUGGACCAAGUGCAAUGUUGGGGGAUUUUUCCAGAAAUAGCACUGUUUAAAAAAAAUCCAAAAAUAGCACCCAACUCCGAAAAAUUCCAAAAAUAGCACCCUUUCUGAAAAACCGCUCCCUACCAGUGUGGUUUAAGCAAAAACCCCCACCCAGGGGCGCGUUUUUCGAUGAAAACCGCACCCCCAGGGGGCGGUUUUGCAGACCGCACCCCCACCAUGCGAUUUGGUUGCAGAUCGCACCCCCAGGGAGCGAUCUGUUUUUUUUUUUUUUUUUUUGAAAAAUCCUAACCUAGUUGGAAACUUCAAACGAACGUAUCUUUGUGUUCGGGUAUCCGAUCGUCGCGAAUUUUUUUUUGAUUCCGCAUAACUUUUUGAGAUCUUGCAAGACGAAGGUGGUUUGAUCCUGCCUUCGUCCUAAAAAAUGUCGUUUGCUACCCCGAACGAGCUUUUUUCCGAUUUCGUCAAACUUUGGACAACCAUAACUUUGUGCUCCAAAAUCCAAACAACAUGAAUUUUUUUUUAUUUCGCAUAACUUUUUAAGGACUACAAUUAAUACUAGAAUGAAUUUUCAAAACAGGA